Molecule: messenger RNA, 1752 nt
Organism: Monosiga brevicollis MX1
Lineage: Eukaryota; Choanoflagellata; Craspedida; Salpingoecidae
Exons: 12
Coding region: 1-1752 (583 amino acids)
Cellular component (GO): plasma membrane; cell wall
Source: RefSeq, a predicted model, not a curated record
AUGGCCCUGGCCAUGCUGCUGGCCGGGACGGGAGCACGGCCGACCAUGCGCUUGGAUGCCGUUGGGAACUUGCGCAUCGACACCGGUCCGACCGAGACGGCUGCCAGCGUCUUGCUCAACGGCGUCGAUGCCGUUGGGGCCCUGACCACCCUGCGGCGGGCGAUUGCUAAUCUGGGCGGCCACAUCAUCGAGCCUGCUCCCCUUAUCAAGGAGCCUGUCGAGGCAGCCAAGGCUCGCUUUGCCCUGAAUGAGUGUGGCCAUCUCGUCCUCAACAGCAGCGCGGGCCGAGGCGUUCUGUUGAAUGGGAUGGACGUCCUGCACGAGCUGACGCUCCUCCAGCAAGCCACAGAGGCCCUAGCGUCGAGUGCUGCGAUCGAGACGGCCUCCACGGCCUCAAGCGCCUCGGUGGCGCCUGUUUCCGCUUCCUGUUCUAAGCUGAUGGAUGCGAGGGCCGAAAAUUCCAUCACGGUCGACUCUGUGGGCAACGUUCAUCUCAAUUCGAGCGGGAUGCAGGCCAUAUGGCUGAAUGGGCUGGAUUUUCUCAGCGCGCUGACCGAGCUGCAAGCCGCGGUCACCCGUCUGGAGCAAGCCACCACGGCGUCUCCGAGCACCUCACCGGUCCCCGUCCAUGUCCAUGUGGGCAACGUGGGCUGUGACCUGUCCGCAAUCCCGCCCACCACUGCCACCAUCCAGGGGAACCUGAUGCUCGACCAAUGCGGGGACGCGUUCACGGGGGCCGGGAUGAUGGUCUUGAGCCACCUCCAGCGGGUUGAAGGGUCUGUAUCCAUUUCGGGCAAUGCUGCUUUGACCCACGUGGAUGGUCUGAGCAACCUCUAUUACAUCAGUGAUAGCCUGACGAUUGGCGAAAAUAUGCAGCUGACCGACAUUGAUGGCUUGAGUGGUCUCAAGUCUAUUCCUGGCCAUGUUUAUCUCUCCGUACGUCAGACGCAUCAUUCCGAGCUUUGCAAGGAAAAAGCCGGGACGCUCUUUGGAUGGAACAAUGCCCAGCUCACCAAUGUAUAUGGCUUGAACAAUCUCCACAACAUUAGCGGCAGCUUGCAGAUUAACGUGUGUACCUUUGUGACGAACAAUGACAACUUGUUGAACGUGGAUGGCUUGAACAAUCUCCACAUCAUUGGCGGCGGCCUGCAGAUCAACAACAAUGACAACUUGUUGAACGUGGAUGGUCUGAGAAACCUCAGCGCCAUUGGCAGCUUCUUGGCAAUUUCGGCCAAUGCCGUUUUGAGCAACGUCGACGGGCUUGGCAGUGUUACGAGCACUGGUGGUCGCUUGUAUCUCCAGACCAAUGUUGCCCUGUCCAAUGUUGACGGGCUUGGGAAUAUCAUCAGCGUUGGAGGUGACUUGAUCGUGCGGGGUAACGUCGCCUUAUCCAAUGUGAAUGGGCUCAUGGGCCUCACAAACGUUGGUUACCUCUUCUUCCACUACCAUGCCAGCUUGACCAAUCUUGAUGGGCUGGGAAGGCUCACAAGCGUUGGUGACUACUUGAGCAUCAAUAACCUUGGCGCCCUGACCGAUGUGGAUGGGCUUGGAAAUCUCACAGCCGUUGGUGGCUCCUUGGCCAUCUUUUCUAAUACGGCCCUGAGCAAUGUGCAAGGGCUUGCAAGUCUUACAUCCGUCGGAGCCGACGUUCAAAUUUGCUCGAAUCCUCAACUAGACCUAUUAUCGGUGCCUGCAUCGGUUCUGUCGCUUGGCACCUGCCAGGUUAUUGGCGGAACAUGCAGUCCCUGUUGA